AAUAUGGCGGACGCGUAAUGCUGUCUAGUGCAUCUUCCACGUGUGGAUCAACUUUCCCUGAGUCGCUGGAGGGCUGAGGUUCAAUAGGGAUGACUUCUAUUAUCAAGUUGUCAGUUUUGUCUGGAGCGUAUGAUGAAGGGCCUCUUUGUUACCUUCUUCAAGUCGACGAGUUCAGAUUCCUUCUUGACUGCGGUUGGAACGAGUCAUUCAACGCAGAGAUCAUAGAACCUAUAAAGAAGUACAUACAUCAGAUAGAUGCUGUACUGAUCACAUUUCCUGAUAUAUACCACAUGGGUGCACUGCCAUACUUGGUGGGUAAAUGUGGUCUUCACUGUCCAAUCUAUGCCACUAUUCCUGUGUACAAGAUGGGUCAGAUGUUUAUGUAUGACCUAUAUCAGUCACAUCAAAACUAUGAAGAAUUUGAUGUAUUUAGCCUGGAUGAUGUAGAUGCUGCCUUUGAUAAAAUCAUUCAGCUUAAGUACUCUCAAAAUGUCAGCUUGAAAGGUAAAGGCCAUGGUUUGACCAUAACACCUUAUGCAGCUGGUCACAUGAUUGGUGGAACCAUGUGGAAAAUUGUGAAGGAUGGUGAGGAGGACAUAAUUUAUGCUGUAGACUACAAUCACAAGAAAGAAAGGCAUUUGAAUGGAGCUGUUUUGGAAACCCUUAGCAGACCAUCGUUGCUUAUUACAGACAGCUACAAUGCACUUAACGUACAAACUAGAAGAAGAGAGAGAGACACCCAGCUAAUGAAUGAGAUCCUGACUACAGCUAGAAGAGAUGGUAAUGUACUCAUUGUUGUGGAUACAGCUGGAAGAGUUUUGGAACUAUCUCAACUAUUGGAUCAGUUAUGGCGGAACUCUGAUUCAGGUUUAUCAGCCUACUCUCUUGCAAUGUUGAAUAAUGUCAGCUACAAUGUUGUUGAGUUUGCCAAGUCACAAGUGGAAUGGAUGAGUGACAAAGUUAUGAAAUCAUUUGAAGUUGGCCGAAUGAACCCUUACCACUUUAGAUACUGCACGUUGUGUCAUUAUAUGUCAGACUUGGACAAAAUCCCUGAACCAAGGGUUGUUUUAGCAUCAGUAGCAGAUUUGACAUGUGGCUUCUCACGAGAACUUUUCAUAAAAUGGGCUGAGAACCCCAAAAAUACAGUCGUAUUUACCAGUCGAGCUUCGCCCGGCGCACUGGCUCGCACUUUGAUUGACAACUUACAGCAGAAGAUCAUCGAUAUAGAGGUGAAAUCAAGAGUCAAAUUGGAAGGAGAAGAAUUAGAGAGAUAUCUGGAGAAAGAAAAGGAAAAAGAGAAGAACAAACCCACAUCUGAUGCGGUGGACAGAAGUCAUCGCGUCACGGCCGAAGAGAGUGAUAGUGACAGUGAUGAGGAUUUGGAUGGAGGUGUGAGGCAUGAUCUCAUGAUGACUGACGAAAAGGGAGGCCGCAAGAGCAGCUUCUUCAAACAAGCUAGAUCAUAUCCUAUGUUCCCUUGCCACGAAGAGAAAAUCAAAUGGGACGAUUAUGGAGAGUUUAUUAAGCCUGAGGAUUUCAUGAUCAAAGAACUGGCAGCAGCAGAAGAAGAAAAAGCCAAAGUGGAGCAAAAUAAAAAGGAAACCUUAGACACGGAAGCUAUUGCAGGGCAGGGUGAAAUGUCAAAAGUGCCAACAAAAUGUGUGGUGGAAAGGAAGCAGCUUAACAUCAGAUGUUCAAUGGUAUAUAUCGAUUUCGAAGGAAGGUCAGAUGGAGAAUCCAUCAAGAGAAUUCUCUCCCUCGUUAAUCCAAGGAAUCUUAUUCUCGUGCACGGUGUUGCAGAUGCUACAGAACACUUGGCGGAAUACUGUCGGCAGAACAGCAGUAUUCAGGUGAACCAGGUUUUUACUCCGCGAUGUGGUGAUACUGUGGAUUCCACGGGAGAAAGAUACAUUUACCAAGUGAAAUUGCGAGACGCCCUGGUGAGUUCGUUGCAAUUUUCCUGCGCGCGUGACGCAGAACUCGCCUGGGUGGACGGACAGCUACACAUGAACGCGUCCGAGUCGCACAUGGGACUGGUUUUGGAAGACGGAGAGUUGCGAGACGAGGAUGAAGGUCACGAGAAAAUGGAAACUGAUCAGAGCGGAAAGGAGGAACCAGCAGAUACAGUCCCAGUCUUGGAGCAACUACCGACAUCUUCGAUUACGGGACACACCUCUGUGUAUAUAAACGAGCCUCGCCUGUCAGAUUUCAAGCAAGUGUUGAACAAAGCCGGUAUUCAAGCGGAAUUUGCUGGAGGCGUUCUUAUCUGCAACAAUGUUGUAGCUGUAAGAAGGAACGAGACUGGCCGCGUGGGCUUGGAAGGAGCCGUGUGUGACGACUAUUACAAGAUCCGGGAGCUUCUGUAUGAACAGUACGCUGUGGUGUGAACGGUGUUAGUAUUGCAUGGUCUGGUGAUAAAAGACAAACAUUGGUCUCGAAAGGUUCGCAAGAUUUUGUAAAGUAGACCUUUUUACAGUUCCCGGCGCCAUCUUGGCUAAGUAACCGCGCGCGCACAAUAACGAGGCUUGGGUUGACCCGGCGGUUCUUUCAAACGGCUGAGCUGCUGACAUUUCGCGUUCGAAUGCACUUUUUAAUGCGAGUUCUCCCUUCAAAAUGGUUCUUAAAUACAACGAUAUGGAAAUUUCGGUAUUAAAUGACAUCUAGAAACUCAAAACAAAAGAUCUUAAGGAGAUUUUAAAGUUUAAUUUAGAAUCGAUGAGCGGAAUGAGAGCUGACAAUUCAGCUUUCAAUCAGCCUCAGAUAAUAGACAGAUCGAUCCACAGGAAGUACCCUUUACUGACAAUUAUGACACUGCAACGUACAGGGUUAAGAUAUUGUAGACGAAUAUGUUGCAAACUUAACAGCCACCAUUGAAGAGAUUCUCGAAACUGAAAGGAUCACAAGGGUUAAGAGCACAACCGCUUGUGGCUUCAGUUGUAAAACGAAAAUCGCUUCUAAUAACUUCAAAUUUCGGCAAGGCACUGUUAAUUUGAUAUCAUCCAGAACUGAGUGGGACUUGUUAGUGAGGGGAUCGAUUGUGGUAGUGUAGACACAUUAUGAGCUCUGUAGGAUUGGCGACGGUGAGAAUGACAGUAACGAUCAUGAAGAUUAGAUUGCUAACUCUAUCAGCAAAUACAAGCAACACCUCGACCAUCAAGGCGAGUGUCAUGCACCAUUGAUGCCAAUGAAAGGACAACUGAUGGUGUAAUAAAGGAAAGAUUUCCAUUUCUCUGAAGAGCUAUGGAAAUGUAUACUCUGUUGUUUACCGAUCAUGUUAAAUGGUCUUUUAGACAGCAGGCCCCGGUUGUUUGAACGGUGGAUAACGCUAUCCACUGAUUAAAUCUCCUUUCGGUGGAUAGCACAGUAUUUUUUUGUUCACACUAAUUUGCUGGAUUACGAUUUAACAGUUGGUUAGCCUUAUCCUCCUCUUGAACAACUGAACCCUGAGCGUCAGAUGAACCUUUUAGAAUUAAAAGCAAUGGCUAAUUCUUUGCAUUGACUACCAAACUCUGUGAAUUUUUUUUUGUAGUUGUGAUAAUAAGAUCUGUUAAAUAGUCCCAGUUCAUGGUCACAGAUUCCUCCUUCUUUAUUAAUAGUUUAUUUUAUGGCUCUAUUUUGUAGUGACACAUUAUAUCUUCAACAGUGGUCGGAUGAAUAAAAGCGAUUUCAUAUUGCUAUA
Pocillopora verrucosa is the source of this 3679-nucleotide messenger RNA. RefSeq names its product cleavage and polyadenylation specificity factor subunit 2. Gene Ontology annotation, cellular component: mRNA cleavage and polyadenylation specificity factor complex. The record is from RefSeq and is a predicted model, not a curated record. Lineage: Eukaryota; Metazoa; Cnidaria; Anthozoa; Scleractinia; Pocilloporidae. Gene Ontology annotation, molecular function: RNA binding. Gene Ontology annotation, biological process: mRNA 3'-end processing by stem-loop binding and cleavage.